Messenger RNA from Vespula pensylvanica (western yellowjacket), 3535 nucleotides. Its product is annotated as Fanconi anemia group J protein homolog. Gene Ontology annotation, biological process: nucleotide-excision repair; double-strand break repair involved in meiotic recombination. Lineage: Eukaryota; Metazoa; Arthropoda; Insecta; Hymenoptera; Vespidae. The transcript is spliced from 15 exons. Gene Ontology annotation, molecular function: ATP binding; hydrolase activity, acting on acid anhydrides, in phosphorus-containing anhydrides; DNA binding. The record is from RefSeq and is a predicted model, not a curated record. Gene Ontology annotation, cellular component: nucleus. The coding region runs from base 37 to 3303 and encodes 1088 amino acids.
AGUUUUGUUUUUUAAUCUUCGUGUUUUCAUCGAUCCAUGCACGUGACUUUGAUAACCAUUAUCGUUAUCGCUACGAUCUUUUAUUACUUGAUUAAGUUCUACGUAGAAGAUUGGUUCUACGAUUUGGAAAUGGAUUCAUCCAAAUCGAAAGGAGACAAAGAGAGAGUUGACACGGAUGUUUUUGAAAUUUCAUCGGAUGAGUCUUCUACCGAAGAAGAAAGAAUAAAAAAUUCUUUACCUUUAGGCAAUGCUCUGAAACAAAAAUAUUCUUCUAUUAAAGAAUAUAUCAACAUUAAUUCAAAUCCUACAGAUAGUGUCUAUAAGAAGAAAGAUCCAAUCUUACUUGAUAUAAGUAUGGAAUCAGAUUCCAAUAAUUCUGAUAAUUUUAAUCAAUUAUCGACUUUGAAACAAGGACAGUCUUGCGUUGAAAAAAGUAGUAGUAUUGAUAUAAAUCCUAAACGUAGCUACAAGAAGACUGCUCCAAACGUGUUUGAUAUAAGUACAGAUACAGAUUCUGAUAUCUCCGAUGAUUUUACUCAAUCCUCUUGUGCUUCGCAUGCUGCAAGAAUGACGUUAUUUUCUUGGAAGAAACAAAAACGAGUAAGUGCAGAUUCCGAAGAUGACAAUAAUGCUAAAAGAAAAAAUAUGUCUAUAGUUUUCGAUAAUACCUCAGAAUCUACAUCAAAAACAAAACAAUCCAAAAUAAGAAAAUUAUCAGAACGACAAAGGUUUACAAAGAAUAAAGAUACACCGAUUAAAUAUUUGGAGCCACCUAUUCCUCCCAUUAUUUCUGAGGAGAUCGAAACGAAAGAAUUUCCGAUGACAGAUAUAACGCAGCACGAACUAAUCAUCGCUGGCAGUAAAGUGAAAUUUCCAGUGAAGCCGUAUCCUUGUCAAUUCGCCGUGAUGAAUAUACUUAUUCAAAGCUGUACAAAAGCAACCCAUUGUCUAGUAGAAAGUCCUACCGGAAGUGGAAAAACUUUGGCUCUGCUUUGCGGCGUACUGGCUUGGCAAGACAGCUACAAUGAACAAAUCGAGAAGGAAUUUAAGGAGUUAACGAAGCUGUCUGAAUCUAUGGACAAUCUUGAUGGUCAGAAAAGUGAAUAUCACGAUGAAGAAAACGAUGAUUGUAUUGUGAUCGAACCGACGAGCUCGCAUGCUUCUUCCGAUGGAUCGAAGAAACCUUCAUUUGAAGAUAUAAUUUAUUUGGAUGAUUUAAGCAAUGAUAAUAAAGAGAAUACACGUUUGAAAGUACCGAAAAUUUAUUAUGGAACUCGCACCCAUAGACAACUCAAACAAGUCAUAAAGGAACUUGGUCGUACCAGUUACAGACACAAGAAAAUGACUAUACUGAGCAGUCGAGAACAUACUUGCAUUCAAGAUACUACAACUAACAAAUCAGAAUUCUGUUACAAUCUACUCGAUCCUGAAAAGGAAUUAGGAUGUCUUUAUUACAACGAGAAAAAUAAAAAGGAUCUAUCGACGUUCUCUCAAUUGGAAAGUAAUGGAAUCACUAUGCCAUACGAUAUCGAAGAUCUCGUCGAAGUUGGGAGAAAAAAUCACGUUUGUCCAUACUUCGCUGCUAAAAGUUUAGCCGAGGAAGCUGAGAUAAUAUUCUGUCCUUACAAUUACAUAAUCGAUCCUGACAUCCGUGAAAGCAUGCAAAUUAAUUUGAAAAACGAGAUAAUCGUAUUGGAUGAGGCUCAUAAUAUCGAAGACAUCUGUCGCAAUGUCGCCGGUGCCGAUUUUAGAGAAGACGAAUUACGCUCGAUCCUUGCAGACUGCGGAACAUUAAAAUCAAUGGAAUUCAUUGAAGAACGCGAUGCCUACUCGAUCAUAAAUUCUUAUAUCGAGGGUCUCAUCGAUUUUAUUAACAGUAUUACUCUAAAUCCAACGGAUAAAGAUGAUGAAAUGAAUGGUCCUUAUUGGACGGGCAGCGAAUUGUUGGAAUUAUUUAACAUGCACAAUAUUGGUACUUCAAAAUGCGUACUAAUAAUGAGUGCCGCACAAAUAGCAAUAUCUGAAUUUAAUAACACAAGGGAAAAUCUUCGCGUUAUGAAACAUGAUAAAUCGAAUAAGAAUAAAAAAACUAUUUCACGAAGUACUAAAAUCGUUCUUCAACGUUUGAUAUUCGCUUUAAAAAAAAUAGCUUCCGAAGAAUAUGCGAAUGAUUAUCGAGCUUAUGUAAGCGAAUCAUUCGUUUCUGAUAUAUGGUACAAAGUUCCAGACGAUACUUGGUCGUCACAAAGGUCUGGAAAACGUUUGAGAAGUCUCAAAUUGAUUUGCAUGAAUCCUGCUGUAAUCUUUGCUCCUUUGGCACGUGAAGCAAGAUCGAUCAUUUUGGCAUCGGGUACCUUGACUCCUACAACUUCUUUCCAAAGCGAACUUGGCACGAAAUUUGCUUAUAUACUUACUGCCAAUCAUGUGAUCGAUAGCGAUCAGGUCUAUAUCACAUGUGUACCGAAAGGACCGACUGGCGUGUCUCUAAAAGCUAAUUAUCAAAAUGUUAAUAGUUGGAAUUUUCAGGACGAGCUUGGAAGGUUGCUGGUAAAAGUUUGUCAAUCAGUACCACACGGAGUACUCUGUUUCUUCUCCUCAUAUUAUAUGAUGAAUAAUCAAAUAAAAAGAUGGAAGAACAAUAAUUUUUGGCAUAAUAUAGAAAGAUACAAACGAAUAUUUAUAGAGCCACGUAACAAUAAUGAUCUAGAACAAGUUAUGAGAGAAUAUCGCGAGGUUAUUGAAGAAACAUCCGAAAUAGAUUCUAAUAAUAUUGAAACGUUGUCCGGUGCAAUUUUAUUCGCAGUUUUUCGAGGUAAAGUUGCUGAAGGUAUCGACUUUAGUGAUGACGAGGCACGUUGUGUAAUAACAGUUGGCAUACCGUAUCCUGUAAAAAAAGAUCCAGAAAUUGAAAUGAAAUGGGCAUAUAAUGAUAAAAAUACUUCUAAGGGAUUGGUCAAGGGCUCUGAUUGGUAUACCAUACAAGCGUUUAAAGCUUUGAACCAAGCUUUAGGUCGAUGUAUCAGACAUAGGAAUGAUUGGGGUGCUGUUUUGUUAGUAGACGAAAGGUUUGUUGUUGUUGUUGUUGUUAUUAUUGUUAUUGUUAUUGUUUUUGUUCUUAACAAAAUUCGUUUAAAGAAUUUUAUUUAUAAGAGUUUUUAUAGAUUUCAGUCUUCUGCUAAUAUUAAUAAUUUACCCAAGUGGAUCAGAAUGAGGUGGAGGAACACUUCAGGUAAUAAUCUUAUUAAGGAACUAGAAAGUUUUGUGAUGACGAAAAAGAUUCAAAAACAAAAGGAAGAUACAUAACAAGAUUGUUUGUUUGUUUGUUUUCUUUUUUUUUUUUCUUUUUUUUUCUUCUCUUUUUUUUUAUAAACUUAAGACUUAUUGUUACUUAUUGAUACUGAUGUACCGUAUGAAGUAUUUUAAUAUCAGAUAGUUUAAUUUUUUACAAGUAGAUUUUUUCGUUUGUAUGUAUUAUGUUUCAACAAUAUUUUUAAGAAUUCUUUGUCAAACUUCAUUUUCAUAAAUGUGUUUAAUU